AGUAUAUAACCAAGCAAAACUUGAAUCGUCUUUAUUCAGUUUGUAUCUUCGUUCAAAACUGUUUGAUCAAACAACCAACAAAACCCAACAUGAAAUUUUCACUCGCUUUAAUUGCCAUCUUCUGUGUCUCAGCCAUCAGUGCUGCUCCAGUCAAGGAACCAAGUCCAUUUGUUCAAGCUGUUGUCAACCUUGUUGAAGGUUUUGUCCAGCGAUUAGAAAAGCCUAUUCCUGGCUGGGAUAACAAGGCAUCACUCGAAAAAAAUGUUUUGGCUGUUAUUGACAAACCAUUAGAGGCUAAAGUCAUUCCUGGGUGGAAUCCUGAUGCCAGUGUCCGAGACAAUUUGAUCAGUGCGACUGAAGCUUAUGUUAAAUCUCUUAAAAUUCAAGGUUUGGAUGAAAACAAAUCUGUUGCUGAAAAUGUCAAGAUCGUUGUUAGUGACUUUGUCGACAAAUUACCCAUUCCAUCAAUCUUCCCAAAAGACCAAAUUAAACAAGAUUUCAUCAACAAUGUUCUCGAACAACUCAAGAAGAUCCAAUUUAAGGGAUUUGAUUUAAACAAGUCGGUUGAUGAAGAUAUUACUGUCGUGGUAGAUGAUGUUCUUGAAGGAGUUAAAGGUUACGACCCAAAGGCUUCAUUGGAAGAUUAUGUUAAUGCUGCCGUGAAGAACCUUUUAGACCAAAUUAGGUUCCCUGGUUACAGUCCUAACAAGACUCUCGAUGAAAAUGUCGCAGAAUUCUUAGAGAACGUUGUCUUCAAAGAUUUCCCCCUUUAAUUUAUACAAUCUGAUAAAUUAACUCGAUUUAAAUAAAUAUUUUUCAUUAAGCACGUA
Molecule: messenger RNA, 830 nt
Organism: Tetranychus urticae (two-spotted spider mite)
Lineage: Eukaryota; Metazoa; Arthropoda; Arachnida; Trombidiformes; Tetranychidae
Source: RefSeq, a predicted model, not a curated record